CUCUCUCUCUCUCUCUCUGAGUCAGAAAGCCUUUGGACUCGCUGCGCUCCGGGAUGUUUCACCAUGUAACCUCGCUAUUUGGAUUAUUUAUGUCUCCUAAACGCAAAACAAGGCAGCGACACAGUCUGUCAACACGGAGCGGGACAAUUUAACUCCUUUUUUAAAAUUCUUAUUAUUUCCUUUAAUCACCAUACCACACUUUGCGCCAAGGAGGGACAAAAAGUUAAACAUUUUUUUUCUGCCUCAGAUCAUGGAAUGAACCUUGAAGUGGAAUCGGACUACACUCGGAAAAUAUCAUCAUUUAUUACCACAAAAGGACAAACGACUCUACUCUAUGGACUUACACUACCCCUAUAAUAAUUAAUAGAAGUAAGAAGUAAGAAGUAAUACUGGAAAAGUCAUCAUGGUGAUAUUGUAAACGUCCUGCAGGGAAGCCGGAGUCGCUGCAGGAAUAUUAUAGGAAUAUUGCAGGAAUAUUGCAAGGGUUUCUCCUCGGGGCGGAGGGGAGGCUGGCCGUGCGGGGUCCAGCUGACAUCAGGGCGCAACAGAGCCGCAGAAGUCUCCAUAAAUGCGGCUGACCGUCGACCCACCAAGAGCGAUGAACAGCGGCGGGUCGGGCAACUUCCUGCUGGUUCCCAUCCCGGAGUAUCCCCUGCUGGACUGCGUGCCCAACAAAAAUGUCAAGAUUGUGGUGCUGGGGGCGAGCAACGUCGGCAAAACAGCUCUGAUCGUCAGGUUUCUGACCAAACGCUUCAUCGGGGAUUAUGAAGCCAACACCGGAGCCCUCUACUCCAGAAAGGUCACACUGGAGGGGGAGGAAGUGUCGCUUCAGGUCCAGGAUACACCCUGUGUCGCCCUGCAGGAUGACGCAGAGGGCCUGUACUGCCAGGAGCAGAUCAACAGGUCGAUCUACUGGGCAGACGGUUACGUCCUGGUUUUCUCCAUAACAGACCACAACAGCUACCGCACCAUCCAGCCGCUUUACCAGCACGUCAGACGCAUCCACCCGUCAGGAAAUAUACCGGUCAUACUGGUUGGCAACAAGAGCGACCUGCUGCGCGCCCGCCAGGUGCCAGCAGACGAAGGCGAGACGCUGGCGGCUUCACUAGGUGGAGGAGUUUACUUUGAGGCCUCGGCCAGAGAAAACCACGAGGGAGUUCACGCCGCCUUCCUACAUCUCUGUCAGGAGGUGAUCAGGGCGUUGGGAGGAGGGAACGGGGAGAAGAGGAGGGGAGGCCUCCACCUGGCCCGACCAAAAUCCCCCAACAUGCAGGAGCUGAAGAGGAGGUUCAGGCAGGUCCUGUCCUCCAAGGUGAAGUCAUCCACCACACUCUGAUCACAGGAAGAAAGACGCAGAAACACCGGCAACAUGCUGUCAAAAGGAUGUCAGUCUCCAUGGUUUAAUGGUGUUCUUGGACGUCUAGAACUGAUGGAAAAAACAUGGCCGAACUUCUCCAGAAUGUUUUAAUAAGCACAAGCAGUCGUGACUGGAUGGAUCGAUGGAUGGAUUGGUAUGGACGCAGAUGACAGUGUAUGAAACGCAAAGGAAAUGAGGGAGCGGAGCUUUCCAACGGCCAACCACUUCUCUGUGUUUUGAACGAGCCUCGUGGUCAAGACAACCUCUUCCCAGGAUUAAGUGCAACAAGGAUGGUUGGUUAUUGAAACAAAAAAAAUGCCAAAGACUCUUAUACAAACAGCUUUUGUGCUCUGUCAGAAACUUGGCAGGUUUUACCAAGAACGACGACGAGUGAGUCUGUUCAAGUCACUCAGAGGAUAAAACCUUCACAAAGAGUGCGACUUUGAAGACUGCCUUUGUAAUACUGAACUGAAUUUUUUGCACAAUCUAUAUCUGAAUUGUUCCAAUGCUUUAAAUCUUUCUAUUGUUUUUCUUGUCUGCUCCUUUUCAUUUACAUCUCCUCUUUAUGACUGCAAUUGGAUUUAAUAAGCAAAAUCAAUACGGAGUCAUAGCUUUCACCUGGAUUUGCCAGAUCUGUUUGUUCUCAUGUCUGCACAUGUUGUGUAACCUGAGAUUUCGCAUUUAUUGGUCUGAACGGACGGUUUUUAUGCCCCAUGGACCUUUCAUUUUGUGUUGGGCUCAUUGGAAAGUCUUUGAUUCUGUUCAGACCCAGUUGAUCUGAUCACAGGCAGACAGCCGAGACAGAUUGCUGUUCACAUGUGACGUUAUCAAGCCACAUGUGACCCCUCAUCAUUGGAUUUCCCUGUUGUCACAAUCUUCUGAAUGCUACCCACUUAUCAUAUUCCUUAUAUAUGGUCCAUUCAUGAAGCAGUCGUGCCAAACAUUUAUAUUUUUACGAAUACCCAAAGAAGACAACAAACUUCACUGAAAUUUGAGUUUCAUGCCAGCUGUCUACUCUAUCUAAUGUUCCUUCCACUGCUGAUCGGGUCACAUUAACGUUCACACCACAAAUGAUAUGUGACCUGAUACAUCGCUGACCACCUCCAAAUGUGAUUUGAUUGAUUGGAUCACAAGUAUCUCUUAAGACACAUUGAACCCCGUUCACACCUGUAUGUACAGCUGUCCGCCACUGAUUGGAUCACCCAUGACUUAACCCUUGACCUUAAAACCCAGUAUGAACACACUGUCAGGGGCAAAAAGUGGUUUCUUGGUACCAUGAAGUGUUAACCCAUUGGUUCCCAACCCAGUCUCCAAGGCCCUCCUGUCCUGCAGGUUUUUGUUCCAACUCUACUCCAGCACACUUGACCCAAUUAAGGCCCAUGCACCUUCAUGCAUGGCCUGUUCAGGUAGAUCUCUACCAACCAAUCAGCAUGAAGCCCUUAAACAGAUCAGGUUGGGAACCACUGUGUUAACUGCUUUAGUUUGGUUUGAUUGGCUAGGUGAGAAAGCUAUUAAAACUAAGGGGGCAACUCAGGCAGUUUAUUACGUCUGGACACCAAAACAAUAAACACAAUUUUUUACAAAUCA
Myripristis murdjan (pinecone soldierfish) is the source of this 2944-nucleotide messenger RNA. RefSeq names its product RAS-like, family 11, member A (gene rasl11a). Gene Ontology annotation, molecular function: GTP binding; GTPase activity. The record is from RefSeq and is a predicted model, not a curated record. The transcript has 8 exons. Bases 569 to 1336 code for a protein of 255 amino acids. Lineage: Eukaryota; Metazoa; Chordata; Actinopteri; Holocentriformes; Holocentridae.